AUCUGUGCAAGUUAGAAAAUAAUGUGUUAAUCAGACAAUUAUUACAGGGUUUUGUUUGCAAGAAAAGAACACAGUAACGGCCUCGGAGAAAACGGAAGUAUCGGCAUGGUGGGUUUAAAAUUUUAAAAACGAUAAGGCUGGAUUACCAGCAGGCAACGUGGGCACCUGUCUUGAGGCCCUGAGAGCUCCAAGCUUUCUGUUUGUCAUGGUUUGUGCUACUUUAACUGAAAAUAUGCACCUCUGAAGUACAGUAUCCACUGACAUGAUAAUAGUGGGUUCUGCUUUGCUAAUUCUGCUAAUGUUGAGGUCCUGUCUUGAGGAGGACCCCUGUGACACAAUCUAGGUUGAAAACCCUCCUUAUCUGAUUGCAGAUAUCUAUAUUGAUGUCUUUAAUCAAAUGACUCCACAGCAGCUCUGGGGCCAGGUAAUCUAGCAGAUAAAGCACAGAUACCAUAAGUGUUUUAUGUGAUAAACAAAUCUCUUAUACUGGUCUCACAACUCAAGUAUCAGGUUAGGUGUAGUAGAAACCACUUAAGUCAAACUUAGCAUCAGUAUAACAAACACUGGGAUAUUCAACUAAAAAAUAAUAAUAAUGGUUUUUGAGGAUUUUUAUUUUUUCAAGGAACUCAAGUUCUUUUCGUUUAAAAAAAAUUGAAAAAUGUAACAUGCAUUAAAACAUAAAUUAGUUGAACAAGGAAUAUGUAAUAGCAUAUGUAAUCUGUAUUUUGUAGUUAAAAAAAAAACACAUUCAUGCACACUUAAUAGGCUUCUUUUUUUGGCAGAUUUACAGUUUCCUUCUCUCUGAGGCUUUGUAAUAUUUGCUCUGUGGUUGUUUUUACAGCAUACUUUUUUUUAUGCAGGAUGAGACUGUAAAUAUAGCUUGUGUUCAGGUCUUCACCAUGUCAUUAUCCUCUGAUAUGUUUUUUUUAAGUUUAUAUCUUGAAUAAUACUCUAAACUUUAAAAAUAAUUUUAUGUUGUUUUCUUGACAGAAAUGAAUGAGAUAUUUAGCCAACUGUAUAUCUUUUAAAAGCACAGCUACAGCUUUGGCGACCCCCAGUGGGGGAAGGGACACCCAGUUUGGGAACCAGUGAUCUAGUUAAAGGAAAGACCCAGUGCCUCUCUUUACAAGAACUCUUACAAGACUUUACAAGUCUUUCCUUUGGGCUUCGUAAAGUGAGCUAAGUCAAGUCGAUUAUUAUGGUAGCUGGAGUCAAACUUCACACACCUAUUCUAUAGUGGAUUUGUGCUGUUUCAGCUGGGCUUUGUAUAACAAGGACAAAAAGCCAAGAAUUGCAUAUGCUCACUUACCAAGUAAACUAAGUUUAAUGACUCUUAAACUAAAUAAAUAGGGUGACAACAUUUAAAUUAGUUUACAAAAAUUAGAUUACAAAAACAAGUGUCUGCUUUGUCAGUUCAACAUCAUAUGGAAAUAAAAUCAACAUGUGAUGAAUCUCAUAGGCUAUAUUACACUGAAACCACACAUUAUUUUAAUUAAGCAUUUACUUUCUAAAGACAGAGUAAUAACUUUACCUGCAGCAGCAAUAAAACAAUUACUGUAGGUAAUGUUUCUGUCACAAAGCAUUUAAAAGAAUGGAAAUAACGAAAAUCUUUUUUUGUAGGUGAGAAAGAAAUAAGGGGGUUCUCAGUGGACAAUGUAUAAGGCCCCUCAGUUUUUAAUGUGGCACUGCAGACGACAUCCAAGCGUGUGUUCCCCAGUAUGAUUACGCAAAAUGACGAGUUGCUUUCCUGGCUGCCGAUUGGAUGCGCUGUCUAAUGGGGCGUGGUGGAGAAUAAAACCAGGAAGUGUCGUUUCUUACAGUAGUAACAAAGUUAGAAUGUAUUCUCGAGAACAAAACAUGAACCAGAAUAAAGUUAAUACACAUGCAAACUGUAAAUGUGUCAUAAGAGGAGCAAACCCUCCGCUUGUGUGCUUGUUACAAAAUUAGGCUUUGGCCUACAGUUCAAUGACAGAGCCUUCACGGAGAAAUUAAUGGAUUAUUAGAGAUUUGAAAAAUUAAGAUGUGGGUUAUUUGUUGUUGCUAUUCCAGGUAGGCUUCAGCUUUAUAUAUUCUCGCACACCCUUAAUGGUUUCUAUUUUUCUUGCGCUGUGUUAAAAUCUACCACCACCUGGGGACUAUUUUUUUUAAUAAUAAAUGUAAUAUUUAGGCCAGGACCUGUUGCCUGUAGCCAUGUAUUCGUACUACGUGAGCUGUCAGAAGGUUGACACCCCACUUUGAUAUUUAUCUUAGCUCCUGUGCAUGUACUGGGUCCGCACUGCGAGCUGUGGUUGAAGGAACAGCCAACAAGCCGAAAAAACAACGACAUCGCACCCCGGGAGCUACCGAGAGAACGGUAGCAUGAUAGUCGUGGAGGGGAAUCGGCAGGAAGAGGGCCCGUAUCUGCAUUUCACUUCGCCUACACCGAGUUCAUUGAGUCGGUAACCAGCGUCCCGACAUGGGGAAGGAGGUAAAUGGUGUUUCCCGGAGCCGGUUUGAGAUGUUCACAAACAGUGAUGAGGCGGUCAUCAAUAAGAAGUUGCCUAAGGAGCUGUUGCUACGAAUCUUCUCCUUUCUGGAUGUGGUGACACUCUGUCGCUGUGCCCAGGUCUCACGGUCCUGGAAUGUUCUGGCCUUGGAUGGCAGCAACUGGCAACGGAUCGACCUCUUUGACUUUCAGAGGGACAUCGAGGGCCGGGUGGUGGAGAACAUUUCAAAGCGAUGUGGAGGGUUCCUUAGGAAGCUGAGCCUGCGGGGUUGUCUGGGUGUGGGUGACAGCGCCCUGAGGACUUUCUCGCAGAACUGCAGAAACAUUGAGUUGCUUAGUCUGAAUGGCUGCACCAAGAUUACUGACAGCACGUGUAACAGCCUCAGUAAGUUCUGUCCAAAGCUGAAGCACCUGGACCUCGCCUCCUGUACCUCAAUCACCAACCUGUCACUCAAAGCUCUCAGUGAGGGUUGUCCCCUGCUGGAGCAGCUCAACAUCUCCUGGUGUGAUCAGGUCACCAAGGAUGGCAUACAGGCCCUGGUGCGUUGCUGUCCUGGACUUAAAGGCCUUUUCCUCAAGGGAUGCACACAGCUAGAGGACGAGGCUCUGAAGCAUAUCGGGGCUCACUGUCCAGAGCUGGUCACACUCAACUUGCAGACAUGCUCACAGAUCACAGAUGAGGGUCUCAUCACAAUUUGCCGGGGUUGUCACCGCCUGCAGUCUCUGUGUGUGUCGGGCUGUGCCAAUAUCACAGACGCCAUCCUGCACGCUCUGGGACAGAACUGCCCCCGCCUCAGAAUAUUAGAAGUGGCUCGCUGCUCUCAGCUUACAGAUGUGGGCUUCACUACAUUAGCAAGGAAUUGUCAUGAACUUGAGAAGAUGGAUUUAGAAGAAUGUGUGCAGAUCACAGAUGGAACACUCAUCCAGCUGUCUAUCCACUGCCCUCGUUUGCAAGUCCUGAGUCUGUCUCACUGUGAGCUGAUCACCGAUGACGGCAUCAGACACCUCGGCAGCGGCCCCUGCGCUCACGACCGUCUGGAGGUGAUCGAGCUGGACAACUGCCCCCUGAUCACCGAUGCCUCACUGGAGCACCUGAAGAGCUGCCAUAGUCUGGAUCGCAUCGAGCUCUAUGACUGCCAGCAGAUCACCCGCGCAGGCAUCAAGAGACUAAGGACCCAUCUGCCUAACAUCAAAGUGCAUGCGUACUUUGCUCCCGUCACUCCGCCCCCCUCCGUCGGGGGCAGCCGUCAGAGGUUUUGCCGCUGCUGCGUCCUGCUAUGAUGUAAAGACAACAACCCCCCCCUCCUCUCCCUGUGUCCCUCGUACACGCUCCCCGCAGCCCGUCACUUGACCCCUGACCUGCUGUCUCCCUCCCGGCGCCCUGUCAUAGAGUACGUGCUGGUGUGUGUCCCCUUCCCUUUGGAGCUGCAGAGAGAGGGAGAGAGCCAAAACACGCUACACGGUCUUGGGUAACUUUCCCCCAGAAAACAUUCCCGAAUCUCUCCACCACACACGGACAGCUCAUACACAACAGGCUUUCUGAUAUGCACACACACUUACACACACAGAUUAACUCUUAGAAGAAUAUCAGAACAUUCCUGGUCAGUGGACAAACUAGUAUUACAAGAGGGUUGUGUAAAAAUCAGAUGUGAUCAUCACUGUUAAGGGAUUUAACUCUUCAUCAAAUUGUGUAUUUGAGGGGAGUGACGCAAUUCAGUUAUUUAGCACUUUUAGACAGAUUACAGUCACAGCCUUUAAACAGAAUAUUGAAAAGGUUAAAAAAAAAUCCCUCUAACUUCUCACACAUAUUUCCCUCGCCAUUGAAGGUCACUUAACAGCUACCUCUAGACGGGAACUGCACUCGAGUAAGACCUGUUUAGCUUCGCUCUGCAGGCUGUUUAUUUCAAGAAGGGGCAGCGAUGCAGCCGAUAAACUGCAGACACCCCCGACACACACACAGGACGCAGCAGAAAGCCUUUUUU
Molecule: messenger RNA, 4467 nt
Organism: Epinephelus moara (kelp grouper)
Lineage: Eukaryota; Metazoa; Chordata; Actinopteri; Perciformes; Serranidae
Gene: fbxl20
Product: F-box and leucine-rich repeat protein 20
Exons: 16
Coding region: 2456-3766 (436 amino acids)
Biological process (GO): SCF-dependent proteasomal ubiquitin-dependent protein catabolic process
Cellular component (GO): SCF ubiquitin ligase complex
Molecular function (GO): protein binding
Source: RefSeq, a predicted model, not a curated record